This is a messenger RNA of Neoarius graeffei (lesser salmon catfish), 6240 nucleotides long. It is a transcript of the gene dgcr8, whose product is annotated as DGCR8 microprocessor complex subunit. Gene Ontology annotation, cellular component: microprocessor complex. The record is from RefSeq and is a predicted model, not a curated record. Gene Ontology annotation, biological process: primary miRNA processing. Gene Ontology annotation, molecular function: primary miRNA binding; heme binding; double-stranded RNA binding. The transcript has 14 exons. The coding region runs from base 387 to 2666 and encodes 759 amino acids. Lineage: Eukaryota; Metazoa; Chordata; Actinopteri; Siluriformes; Ariidae.
AUGGCGGAGAGAGGAGGGGGCAAGUGGCUGACUCUUGAAAAAAAAACAAGAAAUAGCGCUAUUUAAUGAAGAUUUUUGAAAUAGUUAUUAUUUAAACAGUUGACCAUCGUUUUGGAGGAUGGACCGUGUUUAGACGUGGGCAAAGGUUUAAGCUGAAUGCAUUGUGAUUUCCAAUAAUUGAGACAGUGAUUUCUAAAAAGCUGUCUACAUUAAUGAAAAGAACAAUGUAGUCGGCUUAGCAUGCUCAAGCAACCAAGUGUUUAUGUCCAUGUGGUGUUUUUAGGUGUACGUUUGGGCUUUGAUUGAUUUAGUUUUUAGCACUUAAUUAAGGUAGACUGAUUUUUUUUCUAAACAGGGUUCGUUAUAUAUAUAUUAUUAUUGUUUGGAUGAUGGAUGUUGGUGAAUUUGUGCCUCCUCUCCCUCUGGAGCCUCCUAAUGAUGAAAUGUCAGGAAACGGUAAAUGUAAAGCUCCUCCACCACCUCCCCUGCAAACGUCCAGUGACGCCGAGGAAAUGGACGUUAGCUCCGGCGGUGAUGGACCCUCGUUGGCGCCGGCCGAGGACAACGAUGUUCCGCUCCUCACCAAGGGCUCGGCAUCUUUUAGCAGUCGUGUGUUACAUGGCGACUUGUGCCCAGGCACUGGGCGCCACGCUCCCCCUGUCACCUCCUUCCUCCCUGACCUUAGGCUCCUCCGAGAUGUUAAGAUCAGCGUCAGCUUCGGAGGAGACGGCGGCGGCGGCAGCAAGGGCAAAGACAGAAAAGUGUUAUACACAGGGCAGGGUCAGAUAGACGAGCAGCAGCUAGAGAACGGGAAGGCGCGUGGUAGUGCAGGAGAGGGAACGGGACAGGGAGACAUGAGCGUAGAACCUGAGGCUGAGCAGGAGAACAAGGUUGAGUUCGCUGUGCUGGAUGAGCUGGAGGAUUUCAGCGAGAACUUCCUGGAGGCGGAGGACGGAGAGGAGAGCGAGUACACGUCAGAGAUGAUCGUGCAGCAGCAGCAGCAGGCCAACGACGAGGACCACAUUUAUGCCUACGAGGAUGACUUUGACAAUGAUGUAGAUGCGCUGUUAGAGGAAGGCAUGCCAGUGCCCAAGAAGAUGCGUCUGGCCGAGGAUAAAUACGCAGCAGACAGCGAUCAUCAGUCUGAUACGGAGCAGGGUGUCCAGCCCAUGAUUACCAAAAUUAAGACUGUUCUCAAGAGUCGAGGGCGUCCACCUACAGAGCCUCUUCCUGACGGAUGGAUCAUGACAUUCCAUAACUCUGGCAUUCCAGUCUACCUCCACCGGGAGACCCGAGUCGUGACCUGGUCCAGACCUUACUUCCUUGGAACUGGAAGCAUCAGGAAACACGACCCUCCUACCAGUAGCAUACCAUGUUUGCACUAUAAAAAAAUGAAGGAACAAGAAGAAAGGGAGCAGAACGGAGAAGUCAUGCCCAACGUGUCUCCUGUCAAAGACGGCGAGGACGGAGACGCCCAGGAGAUAACCGAGGAGCCUGAUUCUACAGCUCCAGAGGGAGCAUGUGACGAGUCCAACCUGGACACGAUGGACAGCCAGCCUGAGGGGAAAGACGGCCAGGGGGGCGAGACUGCACAGGGAGCGCUGGGGCAGGUCAAAGCCAAGGUGGAGGUGUGCAAGGACGAGUCAGUCGACAUCGAGGAGUUCCGCAGCUACCUGGAGAAGUGCUUUGACUUUGAGCAAGUGACGGUGAAGAAGUUCCGCACGUGGGCGGAGCGACGGCAAUUCAACAGGGACAUGAAGAGGAAGCAGGCGGAGUCUGAGAGGCCCAUCCUCCCGGCCAAUCAGAAGCUCAUCACGCUGUCGGUGCAGGACGCGCCCACUAAGAAAGAAUUUGUCAUCAACCCUAACGGAAAGUCCGAGGUUUGCAUCCUACACGAGUACAUGCAACGUGUGCUCAAGGUCCGACCAGUUUACAACUUUUUUGAAUGUGAAAACCCAAGUGAACCCUUCGGAGCUUCGGUUAUUAUAGACGGAGUCACAUAUGGGACAGGAACAGCGAGUAGCAAAAAACUCGCCAAGAAUAAAGCUGCUCGAGCCACGCUGGAGAUCCUUAUCCCUGACUUUGUGAAGCAGACGGCUGAGGAGAAGCCAGUAGAAGGGGACGAACUGGAGUAUUUUAACCAUAUCAGUAUUGAAGACUCGCGAGUGUAUGAACUGACCAACAAAGCAGGCUUACUGUCACCUUACCAGAUCCUUCACGAGUGCCUUAAGAGAAAUCAUGGGAUGGGGGACACCAGCAUCAAGUUUGAGGUCAUUCCGGGGAAGAACCAGAAGAGUGAAUACGUGAUGACGUGCGGGAAGCACAGCGUACGCGGAUGGUGUAAGAACAAGAGAGUGGGGAAACAGCUGGCCUCUCAGAAGAUCCUCCAGAUGUUGCACCCUCAUGUGAAGAACUGGGGCUCUCUCCUGCGCAUGUACGGCAGAGAGAACAACAAGAUGGUGAAAAAGGAAAAUUCAGACAAGAGUGUGAUUGAGCUGCAGCAGUACGCCAAAAAGAACAAGCCCAACCUCCACAUUCUGAACAAACUCCAAGAGGAGAUGAGGAAACUGGCUAGAGAGAGGGAGGAGACGCGAAAGAAGCCCAAAAUGACGGUGAUGGAGUCGGCACAGCCCGGCAGCGAGCCUCUGUGCACCGUCGACGUCUAGCAAAACAAAACCUUUACUGACCAGCUCACUCACACUGAAGAUAUUCGAGAGAGAAAAAGGAGAGAGGGGGAAAAAAAAAAAGCAAGCACUGAAGGUCACUUCAUUGCCGUUGCACGUAAAUAAAUGAUAAAUUAUGCAGUUAGCGCGAAAAGGCAAUACUAGCUCCGUUUUAUCAGACACAAGGGUUCAGUUUGUCUGAAUCUCAGCAGCGUGUGAGGAACUUUAAUUUAAUCAGAAUGAAUCCGAUGCACUAGCGGGUGACACGGCAUCGUACACCGCCUGAUGCAUUCUUUAUACAAAACUCGCCGUCACUUAUCUCUCAUAAAUGAAGUACGCACUCGCGUGUGGUGUCUGAAUGCUUGCGUUUGGAGUUUAUAUGUUGUGGCUGCUUUUUUUUUUUUUUUUUUUUUUUUUUUUAAGAUAUACAGAUUUUGAUUUAAUAAAGGUUUUCCUCUUGGACAUUUCACGUUUUGUUCUACAUUCGCGAUUAUGGAUUUUGGUAAAACGUAACACAAGUUGUGAGGUAUGAUGACGAGAACACACCAGUGUGAAAUCCGCUUCCUGUCUCAACCAGAUCAGAUUCUGUGUGUAGCAGCACAAAAGUUUGAUUGAUUUAGCUUUGGGGUGGAGUCACCUUGGACCUGCCAACUUUUUUAAUCGAGUUACAAAAGUCCUCAUUGAAAUAGAUCCUUUUUUUUUUUUUUAAAGGCAGAUUUUAUUUUUUAAAUAAUUGACAUGAAUCUGGAGUGAGUGAUAGUUGUGUAAGUCUUCUUUUAAAGCUCUCUGAUAAUAACUGAUGCCAUUUGGAAGCCCCGCCCCUUUCCCUCUUAUCUGAUGUGCUCUAGAAUCCUUUCCAUAUCCAUUUGACUUUUUUUUUUUACGUCAUUUGUGAUCAUUCUAAAAUGGACAUUCGCAAGUGGAGUUGUCAGUUUUUGUGUCGCACUUUUAACAGCAGACGUUGUCACAAAGCAGCUUUGUAGAAAAUUUAAGACUUUAAACGUCAGCUAAUUUUAUCCCUAAUUUAAUAGAGAAAAUAAUCUGUAUCGCAGAAGUCUCCUCCUAAUAAAAACCAGAAUAUUUGAGUUCCUUAAUGUAAAAGUUUCAGUUAAUAUUAUUUAUUUAGCCUUGAUUAUGACACUAGAAAUGGUCCAAAAAAUUACUUGGAAAAUUUGACUCAGCAUUACAAUGAAGUUUAGAAAUUCACAUUGCAUGUACUUUUAAAAAAUAAUAAUAAUAAUUUGCUGUACACAUUGUUUUCCCAAUAUAGGAAGAAGGAAAGUGUUCAGGCUUGUGUGGGGUGUUUUUAAUUUAAAUAACCUUUUUGCUUUGAAAACGUGUGUUUUAAUGGCUUUCUGUGGGGGCGGGAACACGUAAUCCGUGACGACUGUUGCUUUGUUUCAGCACGUGACCUGUUUUGAAAAAUAUUUCUAAAGAAGCAGAAACCCGGCGUACAUUUCGCAGGUCCUUCACAGGAACUGUUAUCGAUACAAAGAUACUUUUGUAGUUUGAUUCAGCAAAGAAACCAGGAGGUUCUGAGGUUUAACCCAAUUCAAUAAUGCACAUUUACUUAGUGACCUAAUAGCAGAAAGAGCAAAGACAAAUUGUGUGCUAAUAUUUUUUUGAAAUGUUACUCUGAGUCGCAUUCAGACAAGCUGUGUUUAUACGCCAUGAGACUUUUUUUCCACAUGUGGACACGCUGCACAAGCUUCAGUGUCUUUAGUUCAGCCAAAAAACAAAUAAACAAAAAAAGAUGCAUUUCCCUGUCCAUCUCGUACUUGUGUAUUAUUAAGCAUGAACACACACCGCUGUUCCUGUUAGUGAGCGUGCCUUCAAACCUGCAACAAGCUCAAACGCUUUCUGGAUUUUCUAGAUCACUAAACGGUAGAUUUGAGAUGCAGAUCAUGACAGCAUAACGUUUUAAGAGCGAGCCCGAGCACGUCCGUGUGUUUAACAUCGUUAAAUGUUUUACAGUUGGACCUGAUGGACAGGAAGGUCUUUAGCUCUGAUGUGCUGUCUAGUGAUUGUUGCUUUUCUUCAGGAUGUCCAUCAGGCACACAGAGUGUGAAUAAUAGAUGAUGAUGCCUCAACGCGUGCGCACACAAUACAGAAUCAUGCAGUAGAUCUAAACCAGGCUUCUGUGUGUGGUGUGGGGUCGUAUCACACCAUCCCAGCAUCCAUUGAUUUGAUUUGAUUUUCUUAUAACAGCACAACACGUCCCGCUUUAGCCUAGGAAAACCAGUGUAGGGAAUAUUGCUUUGUUUUUUCGUCACUUGGUUUACUGAUAAAUUGUUCACGUGUUAGUCGUCCGAUCUUAAAUACCUGAGGUUUAAAAGGGUGUAAAGUGCUGAAGGUUUGAGGUUGGUUGUGUGCAAAAAUGUUUAGGAACCCGUGCAUUAGGAGCUGCGCUUGACCACCAGCGGUCAUGGAUGUGUAUCGUUGUUAAAGUUUAGUUAUGAACUUUUUUUUUUAAAAUACUGGUGGUUAUCCUACAAAACAAACAAACCAACCAACGCAGUAUCUACACACGCUAGUGUUUAGCUCCUGAGAUUAAUCCUCCCUCAACAGGACAGACUGCAUGUUGUUCCUCAUCAGGGUUGGCAGGUCUGAGACCAGAAUGCACCAAGGUGUUUUUUUUCCUUUCAGGGAAAAGCAGGAUAAUACAUAUCAGUGAGCAUGCUUGGGGCGGGGGGGGAACACCACCACCCCCACCACGCUGCUCGACCAAGAAUCUUGCUUUCCUUUUAGCCUUCAGUACUGCAGAGAAAGCACAAGGGCUUGGAGCAUUAAACCCUUCUCUCGCAGAGGAGCUGUUACAGAGACAUGGAGGAAAAAAAAAAUUGGCUUUUUUAUACUCGGCGCUUACAUUCUGUGCCAUUUCUCAUGUAGGAAACUAAGUGAAGCUACCUAGAUCUGUAUUUGCUGUGGAAUAGAAUACUGCUGUUUCCUGGAGGAGUUUGAGUUCAGUGACUCAAAUGGUGUGUUUUUUUUUUUUUUUGCUUCAUUGUGACUUAUUUUAGAAACAAAGAGAAGAUUAAAAGGUACCCUAUACCUCGAUCAAAAUUAAAAAAAAGAUAAAGAUGAGAUGAAGUGUAAAAAAACAAACAUGUGAACCAAAGCUUAACCUCUUAUGCAUUUUUAUAGUAUGUAGGAUAUUUUUAUCAGUGUUUGUGUUGAUGGAGAGGUGACUGAGGGGGAAACAACGCAAUAACUGCUGGAACAAGUGCUUUUUUUUUUUUUCUUUCCCCAUUGCUUUUUCUGAAUGUUUACCAUGUUUGUACAUGAGCACAAAACCGCCGCUGUCGCUGCUAUGAGUGUGAACGUGUGCACGCGCGCGCUGCUUCAUCACAGCCACACUUCAGUGCUUGUCCUGUUGCUCUCCAAAACGUGUUUGCUGUGAGGAAAAUCACGUGCACUUCACAAGAUGCCCAAGUGCUGGCGUCAGGUUUUUUUUUUUCCUUCUCCCUUUUCACUUUGGAACAACGCUGCCUAACAAAAAAAAAAAAAACUGAAUUUGUGACUUAUUUGAUCACUCAGUAAGUGACUUUAUGCAAAUGAAUAAACGUGUCAUGACUAA